ACGCGGUUUAAGUUUGGCUGAUCCGCGAGGUGGCAUCUCGCCUCUUACUCACUCGUCCAGACACUUGUGACUCGCCAUUGUGAGCCGUACAGACUGUGGCACGCGACCUACGCGUCUUCGAUAUCGACUAGAAGUUCGUCGCAAAAGGUUAAACAAGCAAAAUGGCACAGGAACCUGAUAUGCCCACAUUCAAAUGUGUGCUGGUCGGCGACGGUGGUACUGGCAAAACCACCUUUGUCAAGCGUCACUUGACCGGCGAAUUCGAAAAGAAGUACGUCGCUACUCUUGGAGUAGAAGUACAUCCCCUGAUUUUCCAUACCAAUCGUGGGCCGAUUCGUUUCAAUGUGUGGGAUACAGCUGGUCAAGAGAAGUUUGGUGGUCUUCGUGAUGGCUAUUAUAUUCAGGGACAGUGCGCUGUAAUUAUGUUCGAUGUCACAUCUAGAGUAACAUACAAGAACGUACCCAACUGGCAUAGGGAUCUCGUUCGAGUUUGUGAAAACAUACCGAUUGUUCUUUGCGGAAACAAAGUAGACAUUAAAGAUAGAAAAGUUAAGGCUAAGAGUAUCGUAUUUCACAGAAAGAAGAAUUUACAGUACUACGACAUCAGUGCCAAGAGUAAUUACAAUUUCGAAAAACCUUUUCUAUGGCUAGCACGUAAAUUGAUCGGCGAUCCAAAUCUUGAAUUUGUUGCGAUGCCAGCUCUGCUGCCACCUGAGGUUACCAUGGAUCCACAAUGGCAGCAACAAAUUGAGAAAGAUCUUAAGGAGGCUCAAGAAACAGCACUACCAGAAGACGACGAAGAUCUUUAAUCUUUAGUUUACUUAAUAUAUUAUGAGUAGCCUUUACAGAGGUAAGGCCUACUAUGCAAGUGCUCCUUGAUUGUAACACGCACUUGCGUCUAUCUCCUAUAAAAGUGAGGUUUAAGAAUCGAGAGAAUUUCUUUAGGUAUGAAAAAGAGUAAUGUUUGAUCGCAAUAUUUAGUUCAAUAACUUUGUAUUCUGGACGUAAUUUUUUGUCAGCUCUUAUAUUACAAAUACAAUAGCCUUAAAAGUGGGUCACAUAAAUGCAUUGGAGUGCAAAAUUAAUAAAGUGUGUAUGUUUAUGUAUGCAAAACAAAACCUUAUCUAUACCAUAUCUGAUUUUCACAAAAAAAAAUUCUUCUAUGCAAUAAAUGUGAUAACAUUACGUAAAAUUUAUGGAAUUAGAAAUUUAAUGUAUUUAAGAUACAAGAUACUGAGAAAAAAAAAUUUGUGAUAUAAAACUCAUAUAGAAUGCAGCUUUGAUGAAUUUGAAUGUAACAUACGAUGCAAAACAACAGAGAUCAAAUACAAAUUUCUGAUUCGCUUGUGUAGGUGUGCGCGUGUGCAUGAUAUGUAAAUAUGUGAGAAAUGCAAUUGUGUAAACCAUGAUGUAAAUUGAAUACAAUGGUACUUCAACCCACUUUUUAAGGUACAUCGAAAGUAGAGUUCUCCGUCUUUUGGUUUUCCUUCCCUUUUUAGUCUCUUUCUCUUUCUCUCAUCUUCGAUGUAGAAUACAAACUGCCAAUUCUGAAGUGGAUGAUCAUUCAACUUACAAAUGAUUGAUUUACACAAAAAGAAAGAAUCUCUGAGAGACGCAAAACGCAAUUCGUCAAUAUCAGAAAUCAUUGUUUUCCAUUUAAGUACGAAUUACACAAUUCGCGAAAGAGCAAACUUACCGGAAAUGCUGGUAAUAAAAAAAAACACUGAGAAAUGUUGAAAGCAAAUGUAUUUUUUUUUUUUUUUUUUUUUCAAAUGUUU
This is a messenger RNA of Pseudomyrmex gracilis, 1778 nucleotides long. RefSeq names its product GTP-binding nuclear protein Ran (gene Ran). The transcript is spliced from 3 exons. Lineage: Eukaryota; Metazoa; Arthropoda; Insecta; Hymenoptera; Formicidae. Gene Ontology annotation, molecular function: GTPase activity; GTP binding. The record is from RefSeq and is a predicted model, not a curated record. Bases 162 to 809 code for a protein of 215 amino acids. Gene Ontology annotation, biological process: ribosomal subunit export from nucleus; protein import into nucleus. Gene Ontology annotation, cellular component: nucleus; cytoplasm.